CCGAGCUGAGGACGGAGAGCCGGGAGGACAAAUCCCCCCGUGAGACCCUGGUGGGAGAGGCCGUUUUGAAGGGCUCCCCGGCGCAGGAAGGCAGCGGGGAGGAAAAGGGCCGGAGAUCCCCCCACAGGAGGGGCUCCAAAGCCAUCCCAGGGUGCUCUGAGGAGGAAAGAGCCAGCCUGUGCCAGGAAGGCGGCCAGAGCUUGAGGCAGAGCUCUGAGCUGGUGGUCCCUGAUCAGCCUCCCAGCAGGGAGAAGCCCUUCAUGUGCUUGGAAUGUGGGAAGAGCUUCAGAAGGAGCUUCAACCUGAUCAGACACCAGCACAUCCACACUGGGGAACGUCCCUACACAUGUGGGGAAUGUGGGAAGAGCUUCAGGAGCAACUCCAACCUGAUCCAACACCAGCGCAUCCACACUGGGGAACGGCCCUACACAUGUGGGAAAUGUGGGAAGAGCUUCAGCCGGAGCUCCAACCUCCGCACCCACCAGCUCAUCCACACUGGGGAACGGCCUUAUUCUUGUAGGGAAUGUGGGAAGAGCUUCAACCAAAACUCCCUGCUCCGUUCCCACCAGCGCAUCCACACCGGGGAACUGCCCUACACGUGUGGGGAAUGUGGGAAGAGCUUCAGGCAGAGAUUCAGCCUGAUCCAACACCAGCGUAUCCACACUGGGGAACGGCCCUACAAGUGUGGGGAUUGUGGGAAGAGCUUCAGGCAUCGAUCCAACCUCCACACCCACCAGCACAUCCACACCAGUGAACAGCCCUACAAGUGCUUGGAAUGUGGGAAAAGGUUUCAGACCAGCAAGAAUCUCCUUGUGCAUGAGCAGACACACACGGAUGAGAGGCCCUUCCGCUGCACCGACUGUGGGAAGGGCUUCAACCAGAACUCCAACCUUGUCACCCACCGGCGCAUCCACACCGGGGAGAGGCCCUACAAGUGUGGGGAGUGUGGGAAGAGCUUUAUCCGGAGCUGUCACUUGACCAGACACCAACGGACCCACCGAUAAUAGAACCCCGGUGAGUGCCCCGACUGUGGGAAGAGCUUCGGCCGCUGCUUCCACCCCAAAUGAAGCCCCUGAUGGUGAGGCAACCCCUGGAGUUCAAGGACUGUCAGUCCAUCCUUUUCGACCACAAAGGGCCAGUCCCCUUUCCCAGGGGCAGCUUCUUCCAACAGAACCCUUCUUGGGGUGUCAGUCCUGGAAGUUUAGAGCAGAGAUCUCCUCACCAGCGUUGGUCUGGGGGAGGUCCAUCUGUCUCUACUUAAGAAUUACUACUUUUUUGCCAGCUUCAACAAUUGGCUUCAACAAUUGCUUUAGUGUAGAGCACUGUCCUAUCUUAUCCUGUACUCCUGGUAGUUUUAGUGUGUCUAUUGUGCAAUAGAUAAUUCUGAUGAAGAUCUUUUGUCUGAUCAUUUGUAACCCUAAAUAAAUUCAUUUCUAUCAAUAGAUCUGAUUUGCC
Pseudopipra pipra is the source of this 1455-nucleotide messenger RNA. Its product is annotated as zinc finger protein 134-like. The coding region runs from base 261 to 1004 and encodes 247 amino acids. Gene Ontology annotation, cellular component: nucleus. The record is from RefSeq and is a predicted model, not a curated record. Gene Ontology annotation, molecular function: DNA-binding transcription factor activity, RNA polymerase II-specific; RNA polymerase II transcription regulatory region sequence-specific DNA binding. The transcript has a single exon. Gene Ontology annotation, biological process: embryo development; urogenital system development; regulation of transcription by RNA polymerase II. Lineage: Eukaryota; Metazoa; Chordata; Aves; Passeriformes; Pipridae.